Molecule: messenger RNA, 2550 nt
Organism: Parnassius mnemosyne (clouded apollo)
Lineage: Eukaryota; Metazoa; Arthropoda; Insecta; Lepidoptera; Papilionidae
Source: the annotation of a GenBank genome assembly
AUGGCGGCGAAAUUCAAACGAUUUGAAAAUGGAAUGCCGUUUAUAGUGCGCUCGCGCAGGGAUGAUUCGAAAUACGAAAAUAGAACGUCGUGCAUUUUAGAGGCGGGAGACACGCGCCGGAAACUGCCAUGGCCGCGACGGCCGGAUGUCGGGAUUUGGUUGCUAUCGCUUGCCGCCCUUCUCGUCAGUUGCCAUGGUUACCAAGAACAGAGAUUCGCAAUGGAGCCCCAAGACCAGAGUGCAAUAGUGGGCUCAAGAGUGACACUACCAUGUCGGGUAGAGAACAAAGCGGGAAGCUUACAGUGGACGAAAGACGACUUUGGUCUGGGUACACAUCGAAAUUUAAGCGGCUACGAGCGGUACUCCAUGAUUGGGAGCGACGAAGAAGGUGAUUACUCACUAGACAUAAGGGACGUGACUCUGGAAGACGAUGGCAAAUAUCAGUGCCAAGUUAGUUCGGGGCUAAACGGCGAGCCCGCAAUUCGAUCUCGAUACGCUCAGCUCACCGUGUUGAUCGCCCCGGAUCCCCCUCGCAUCAUACAAGGGGCUUUUAUUGAUGCCACUGAGGACCAACCUGUGGAUAUCGAGUGUGUUUCAGAAGGUGGAAAACCGGCAGCUGAAAUAACUUGGGUAGACGGAAAUCAGGUCGUAAUAAAAAAGAAUGUCCAGAAUAAAGUUGAACUUUUACCAGAUGAACAAAGGUUUAAAACGAGGUCAGUGCUGCGGUUAGUACCUAAUAAGGGUCAUCACAAUCAGACAAUAACAUGUCAAGCGCAGAACACUGCUGACAGAGCUUAUAGAAUGGCGACUGUGCAUAUCGAGGUAAAAUACGUACCGAAAGUGAAUGUUACUAUCAAAUCGGGUGCUGUCAAGGGCAGAAUACCUGAAGGAAGCGAAGCCAGGAUAAGUUGUUCGGUUGACGCAAAUCCCCCGGCGCAAUUAUACAGAUGGUAUAUCAAUAACAAUCCUGUAAUAGGAGACUACACCGACGAAAUGAUAAUCUUUAACGUGACUCGUAAACAUAAUAAGGCAGUAGUAAAAUGCGAAGUCAGUAAUGCUGUGGGGAAGAACGACGGGACUGUAACCUUAGACGUUACAUAUCCUCCGUCAUUUAGAACCCGACCACAGAAUAUAGAAGCAGAGGAUGGCGCACGCGUGACGUUAAGCUGUGAUGUGGACGGGCAACCAGAACCUGAGAUUCGGUGGCUAUUUCAUGAGCCUGGAAGGAUCGGGCAGGUUAAAGGAAAGGCUCCAAAUUUGAAGGUGCACGUAAAUAACGAUACAGCCGGACGCUACAUAUGUAAAGCCACUAUAGACGGAUAUCCUGAGAUUGAGAGCGAAGCUACAAUUUUUAUAAAAAGUAUACCUAAAAUACUCUCAAAUAGAACUCAAUUUGGUUCGGAAGGUGAAUUAGUUAGAGUAGAAUGCGCCGCAUUUUCAGUGCCUAAACCUGAUGACAUCAGAUGGUAUUUUGAAGGUAGAGAAAUUAGCAUUAUACAGGAUCCGGAUUACGCGACGGUAGAAGAGUCUUUACCAGACGGCGUCGUAAAAUCUAGUUUGGUUAUUCGCGCAAGCCAAUCCAAACACUACGGACUGUAUAAUUGUAGUGUGACCAAUGAGUAUGGAAACGCGAACGCAGCUAUAAUUCUGAAGCCUUUGAAAACACUACCACUAUUUAUAAUUCUCAUCGGAGUUACAUCGGGUAUCAUUAUCUUCUCCGCUUUUGUUAUCCUCCUAGUCAUAUGUAAUAGAAGAAGAAGGAAAAAGAGUCAACAAAUGAACGAGAAACCCGAUGUAACAGUUACCUCCGGAGAUAUGUAUAAAGAGAGUGAUAGAAGUUCGAAUAUUAGCGACCUGAAGCUUCAAAUUGGACAAGGCGAUGGUAGCUACGAGCUGGACUACACAAGUUCAGAUCGAUCCGAUACGAAGAACCCCGCAGGUUUGCCACUAGCAGGCCCUGUAACUUUACCAAAUAUUCGACACGAUGACCCCCUGAUGCAAUUUAGUUAUAGCAAUGACUACUCCGAUCCAACUUACGCUGACCCUUAUUUCAAGAACCCUGCAGGCUACGUGUAUGACUAUCCUCAGGGAUAUGUGCCCCCUCCACAUUUGAGAGUUCAAUCUCCAACACAAUUGGAAGUCCCACAGAACAGAUCGUUGCAAGGUUCACUAACUCGCAGUAUCGACACAGCAUCAACUCUCCCAUUGUCAGCGGGCAAUGGAUCGCAGAGUAACUCAUUGCAACGAACGAACAAAUCAUCCGACGAAACUGACGCAAUAAAUAAUCUUGGUCUGCCUGUUGGGGGAGAAAACUCGCCCACACCGAUAUACGCCCAGCCACACACAAAAGGCCAUACAGGGAUUGACCUUAGAUACGCCGCCACUUACGGGAAUCCGUACCUAAGGAAUAGUUCUGUCGGCUAUGGCAAUCAAGUGCAUACAGCAAAGCCAGCAGCGACGCCGGCCCCGCCUCCUUAUUCAGCAGUAAGAAGCUCUGUCGUCUUACCAUCAGGAAAUGGAAAUCAGCCCCCCCAAGGAACGCAUGUAUAG